Molecule: messenger RNA, 738 nt
Organism: Mycena citricolor
Lineage: Eukaryota; Fungi; Basidiomycota; Agaricomycetes; Agaricales; Mycenaceae
Source: the annotation of a GenBank genome assembly
CCGACUGGCUGGCCAUGGAAUGCGCCGCCCGCCAAUCAUUCUUCCGUCCGAGCUUGAAAUAGCCUGGAUAGCUGUGUCUAAAUCUGUUACGGCAAGCGUUGGCGCGCGAUUGCUGUGAACCGUUCAUUGUUCCGGCGAGGCAGCGUGUACGGAGAAGCACGGCACUUUCUUUCUUGCCUUUGACCAUGUCACAAGCCGACGAGCAACAGACCGACAAGCGAGACACCGAUGAAUCAACUCUAGAGCGCGAGAGGGCCAGCGGGAACAAGCUCUGGAGUGUCUACAUCUCGGAGGCGCAGAGCUACGAUAAAGGCCUCAUCGAUGGCUGGCGCGACGAGAUGGAUGGAAUGCUGCUCUUUGCGGGUCUCUUCUCUGGCGUCGUUGCGACAUUCAUCAUUGAUAGCUACAAGACCUUGAACCCGGACUCAGGCAGCCAGACCGUUGCGCUGCUUACCCAGAUCUCGCUUCAGCUCGCGAACAUGCAAAACGGCACGGCAGCAACAGACACACUCCCUCCCGCCACUCCAUUCUCGCCCCCGGUCUUAGCUCUCGUCUACAAUGCGCUCUGGUUCACCAGUCUUGCGCUGAGCUUGUCGAGCGCACUCGUCGCGACUCUGGUUAAGCAGUGGGCACAGGAGUACCAGCACCGCACAUCCAUGUUCUCCUCCCCCUCUGUCCGCGCGCGCGUGUACAUGUAUCUUUACUACGGUUUGCGCCGCUUCAACAUGCAUGCUGUCG